GGUCACAAGCAGGACCAGUCAUUUUAGUCGGUUGUGUCCGUCUCCAAAAUUCCUGCGACGUCACUGGGGUGUAACGUUUCCGAAACGAGUUCGCAGGAACGGUAUAAAAGCACAGGAUGCUGAUUACGGAGUAGAAACUACCGGAGUCUAGUUUCAAAUUGCACUGGAUACAUUACUCAUGACCUGAGAUUUUUCCUUAACGCCUAGUUAUUUGUGAAACGUAUUCUGUAAGCCAGAGCUGACGUGAAGAGCAGAGCGUUAGGGUAGUCCUGGAAUGUUCGCGUUGGACAUGUAGAGGACUUCAUACGGUGGCUAUUUUACAUCAGACCUUCAUCGUACUCACACGGAGGACCGAUAAAUAACCUUUUGGGGGAAAGCCGUCUUCAUUCAAGAAAACGUCCAUCAUUCAUCCUCAAACAAGAACCAGGCACUUGUUUCACUUCAAGAUGUCUUAUGUUUUGAUGACAGUUAUACUUUAUAGUCAGAUCGGAAAUAUCGUUACAGCGCGCUCAUCUGACUUCCUCACUCCUGCACUUAGUCUAAGAGCUAAGCAACAUGUCAUUAGUAUUAACCAGACACUACAUGUGACAUGCAGGGGAUCAUCACACAUAUCAUGGUCCUGGCCAAAUCAUGUAAUUAACGGAACUGAAAGAAUAAAUAUAAUUAACUUUAACAGUGGGGACAGCGAUAGACCUUACUGUAGUAACCUGACUUUAAGCAAAGCUCAGGCUAAAGACACAGGAUACUAUUACUGCAAUAGCUCAUCUUCAAAUGCUCGACAAAGAAAGACUGCGCUCUAUAUAUUUGUCAAGGACAAACACAGACCGUUUGUAGAGCAACACACAGAUGUUCCCAAAGUUGUGUAUAUGACGGAAGGAAAGAGGCUAAUUAUUCCAUGCAGGGUCACAGCCCCAGACCUCACUGUCACUUUGAAAAUGAACUUCUUAUCCUUUAUCAUUGAUGGAAAGGAGGUGAUGUGGGACAGCAAACGAGGAUUCGUUAUUCCCAAACCCACAUACAAGUUUAUUGGUCUGCUGUCAUGUGAAACCAGUGUGAAUGGAAAGACGUUUCGUUCUAUUUAUUUAACACACAGACAGGUCAAUAGCAUCAACAAUGUACAGCUCAAUGUGACCAAUCCAAUCAAGAUGCUGAGUGGAAAAACACUUGCUAUCAAGUGCACAGUGACGGCAAAACUGAAUUCAAGGGUUGAGAUUCUUUGGGAUUUCCCUGGCAAAGGGAACAGAAACACAUCUAUAACUAAUAGAAUUGACCAGACGGACCGUAGAAUAAAUACAUUUUACAGCAUCCUUGUUAUGGACAAAGUACUCACAUCUGACAAAGGGAACUACAUAUGUCAAGUAAAAAGUGGGGAAACUGUGAAGAAAAGGAAAGCAACAGUCAAUGUUUAUGAAAAACCAUUUAUUAACGCCAGAUGCCGGAAAUCAUGUAUUGCUGAUGUGCUUGCUGGGCAGGCAGCCUAUCAUUUUCCAGUAAAAGUCAAGGCAUUUCCACCACCUGAGGUUUUAUGGUUAAAGAAUGGGCAGCCUAUUACUGAAAGGUCUUCUCGUUAUAAGAUCACUGGCUAUGUUCUAACUAUAAGAGACAUUUCAGAAGAGGAUGUUGGUAGUUAUAGUAUUAUACUGAGGCUUAAACAAUGGAACCUUUACAAGAACAUCACAUUCUCUCUCAACGUAAAUGUAAAACCACAUAUAUGUGAAAAGGCAGUGUCCACUCAGAACUUUGAUCUCUACCCAUUGGGCAGCAAACAGACUCUGUCAUGCACUGCCUAUGGCAUCCCUAUUCCUAGAAUUCUAUGGGCAUGGCAACCUUGUGCCCAAAAUAGUUCAAAAGCACAGUGUGAAGCAUCAGAGACUGAAAGCAGCACUGUUUUUCUGGAUGCAUUUGGCAGCAACAUCAAUAUGCCUGGAAAUAAGAUUCAUGCCAUAAGUGAAAGACCAGAAUUACUGGAAGGGAAAGAAAAGACUGUUAGUGUUCUGGUGGUGGCUGAAGCUAAUAUUUCUGGAAUUUAUCGCUGCUUGGCUUUAAACAAAGUAGGAAAGGAUGAAAGAAAUAUUAACUUUAUUAUUACAGAUGUACCUAAUGAAUUCGGAUUUGAGAUUGGUAUGGGACAUAAUACAUUACCUACUGAAGGUGAUGACCUGAUUUUAUUCUGCCGAGCCACUAAGUUUUUAUACUCGAACAUUGCUUGCCGUCUUCUGAGCAGGAACAAUCAUACAUUGUAUCACCUCAGCAGCCUGAAUGAGAUGAACACCAAAGAAUAUUCAAUUGCUUUGAACUUUACCAUCAAAAAUGUGUCUCUGGAUCAAUCUGGGAUUUAUGAGUGCAGGGCCAGUAACAUUAUCACUCAUGAAGAGACAAUUCAAAAGCAGAGAAUUUACAUUAGAGCUCAGGAAACCCCGUAUCUUCUGCGCAACUUAAGUGACCAGGAGGUGAACAUCAGUAGUUCAAUUACUUUGGAGUGCCAGGCAGAAGGAAGACCAAUGCCCCAAAUCAUAUGGUACAAAAACAACCAGAGGUUACUUGUGGAAUCAGGUAUUACUCUGGGACCAGGAAGCAAAACGUUAAUUAUUGAAAGAGUCAAAGAAGAGGAUGAAGGCUUAUAUCAGUGCCAAGCCACAAACAGGAAAGGCGUUGUGGAGACUUCUGCUUACAUCACUGUUCGAGGACCAACAGAGAAUUCAAACCUGGAGCUGAUAACACUGACAUGUACCUGUGUGGCUGCUGCACUCUUCUGGCUGCUUCUGACUCUCUUCAUUCGUAAACUCAGAAAGCCUAGAUCAGCAGAAAUAAAAACAGACUACCUGUCAAUCAUAAUGGACCCUGACGAGGUACCGCUCGAUGAGCAAUGCGAACGCCUUCCUUACGAUGAUAAUAAAUGGGAAUUUCCUCGAGACAGACUGAAACUAGGUAAAGCUCUUGGCCGUGGGGCUUUUGGGAAGGUCGUUGAGGCUUCUGCCUUUGGCAUCAAUAAAUCAUCCACAUGUAAAACUGUUGCUAUUAAAAUGCUAAAAGAGGGGGCCACAGCCAGUGAAUACAAAGCUUUAAUGUCAGAACUAAAAAUCUUGAUUCAUAUUGGACAUCAUCUGAAUGUGGUGAAUUUGUUGGGAGCAUGCACCAGACAUGGAGGUCCUUUGAUGGUGAUUGUUGAAUACUGUAAAUAUGGCAACCUCUCCAACUAUCUGAAGAGUAAGAGGAAUAACUUUGUGCUGCAUAAGGAAACCACACUGCUGUCAGACCCAGUUCAAGAAAAGGCCUCCAUGGAGGGUAAAAAGAAAAGGCUGGCUAGUGUCACCAGCUCCGAGAGCUCCACGAGCUCUGGAUUUGAUGAAGAUAAAACUCUAAGUGAUGUUGAAGAGGAAGAGGAGGAUGCUGAUGACUUGUACAAACAACCAAUUACCAUGGAGGAUCUGAUCAGUUACAGUUUCCAGGUGGCCCGAGGCAUGGAAUUCCUGUCAUCGAGAAAGUGCAUCCAUCGAGAUCUGGCAGCAAGAAACGUCCUUUUAUCUGAGAACAAUGUAGUUAAGAUCUGUGACUUUGGACUUGCACGAGAUAUUUAUAAAGAUCCUGAUUAUGUACGAAAGGGAGAUGCAAGGCUCCCUCUCAAAUGGAUGGCCCCCGAAUCUAUAUUUGACAAAAUUUACAAUACUCAAAGUGAUGUCUGGUCUUAUGGAGUUUUGCUGUGGGAAAUAUUUUCCUUAGGAGCAUCACCAUACCCAGGAGUUCAAAUUGAUGAAGAAUUUUGCCGACGAUUAAAAGAGGGCACAAGGAUGCGAGCUCCUGAAUAUUCAACUCCAGAAAUUUAUCAAACAUUACUUGACUGCUGGCAUGUUGAUCCCAAAAAACGACCUACAUUCAUUGAGCUUGUGGAAAGGCUUGGAGAUUUAUUGCAGGCAAAUGCUCAACAGGAUGGAAAGGAUUACAUCCCACUGAGUACCAUGCUGGGAACGAAUAGUUUCCGUUUUUUAGUCCCAACGUCACCAGAUUCCUGCUUGGGAGAAGAAAUGGAGAAUUUAAAAUUUAAUUCUGAACACAAAGGAAACUUUGGAUAUAUUAACACAUGUAUGAAGAAACAGCCACAGAAUUUAAAGACGUUUGAAGAGUUACCACUUGAGCUUACAACUUUAACAGAUGAUUAUCAGUCUGAUAGUGGAAUGGUUUUAACAUCAGAAGAAUUGGAUCGUCCAAUGUGGAUGGAUAGCAAACCAAGGCAUUCACAGUCUUUUGGUUUGAAAAUAGCAAGCAAGAGGAAAGAACUAGUAUUAUCUGAAACUGUCAAUCCAGCAAGCAUCGACAGUACUGGUUACCACCUUGGAAAUGAAGGCAUUCGAACACCUGAACGUGAGAAUUUGGGCUUGCUGAAUUCCUUUGAAACAAAAAUGAGUUGUUGUACACCACCACCAGACUACAAUUCACUGGCCUUUUUUACCUCAUCACCAGUUUAAAGAAGGGCCAUUUCAUCAAUACAGCAGCAUAGUAAAUCCGCAUAUUCAAAAAGUUGCAGCACACUUAUUGCCUUUACCAACAUCAAAACAUAGUGUGCUACUCACCUACAAUAAUCGGAUGUUAAAUGUAUCCAAACACUAAUGAGCUGACAUCAAAGAUAAUGGCCCGAAAUUCAUGAUCAGUAGCAAAUCAGCUUGCCACUGAUCUUGAAGAAAGGUCCCCACAAAUCAAUCUCUGUAGCAUGGAUUUUCCCUUUGCUGAUAUCAAUUUGAAUCUGGCGCUAAAUCAAGAUAUCCAGCGAUAGAAAUGUCAUCACACAGAAGCCAAUCGAAUUGAAGUACCUUCACAGACUGCAAUUCAAGAAAUAAAAUGCUCUCAUUAUCGUUCACUUAUAGUUACAUUUUACAGAGAGCAAAAUAAAUGAUUGUGUAUACACAUGGAAAUUAGGGCUAUGGUAGUCUAAUGGUUACGUUAUUGAGUUAGUAAUCCAGAGGCCUAAACUGAUGAUUUGGAGGCAUGAGUUCAAAUCCCACCUUAGCAGCUGGUGAAUUUAAUUGAUUAAAUAAAAUGGAAAUAAAAAGUUAGGAUCAAUAUUAGUAACCACGAAACUACCAGCUUAUUGUAAAAACCCAUCUGGUUCACCUAUGUCCUUUAGAAAAUCUGCUGUCCUUACCCAGCUUGGCCUACAUGUGACUCCAGAUCCACAGCAAUGUGGUUGCCUCUUAACUGCCCUCUGAAAUAGCCUAGUAAGCCACUAUGUUGCAUUCAAGACUCACCUUCUCAAGGGUAGUUAUGGUUGGGCAAUAUACAGCAGCACCCUCAAUUAAUGCAUUAAAAAUAUAGAAGCUGAAAUAUUAUAAAUACAGUUUAAAAAUAAUGGUGUGAAUUUUAUUUUAGAUAAUAGAGAAAUUUGACAUUCCACAAAUAUAAAAUUGAUUUCCAGGGUCAGAGAGGUUUUCAGAGUAAUUGUGAAAUAUUACCUCAUUAAAGAUCCAGCUAUGCUUCAUUUAAUGAGGUGCAAUUUUUUCAAGGAUAUUACAGUGAGCCUAAUAGCAGAAAAGGGCAAGUUCCAUGAUUUCUACUUGAUUUCAGUGAUGUGACAUUUGUGGAGAACUCAACAGCACUUCCCUGUUGAGAAGUGUAGAAUCACUGACAGCAACUUCUAGAUUUCUGUAUUUAACUGUGCAUUUGCAGACUCCAGUGGGUGCUGACAAUUUCAGGGGAGUAAUGGUGGCAAAUGAUACAUUUUUUGCUGUCAUUCAUACUGCAAAAUCCUGAGCCCAACACUCCAAGGAAUAGAAUUUAUUCUCUUUUCACUUCAUGAAUUGAAUACUUUCUAUUUUACAACUAGAACAAAUACAAUCACAACUUUUGGGGUUUCCCUUUAUUUUUACACUAUUCCAAAUAUUGUAUCUAUAAAAGUACCCAGAAGAGCAUUCAAAUCUUACUUUCCUGCACCAGACAUUGACAAGCCCCAUCUGAAUUAUUAUAGGCAAUCAGUGACAUGUCAUGGACAGUUGGAUCUGAGUCCCCUCGUAGCAGAUUUUCUGUUGCCCAGUCUAAUUUCAUUACAGUAUCCACUUCAUUACUAUUCCAGACAUAUAGAUAAAUGUAAAUGCUGGUUCACUUUAGUACGUGCAAUGAAUAUUUAUAAAUCUGCUGUCAGUAUAAAGCUAAAUUAUUGAUUGCAUGAAUUGUGAUUGCUUCAGAAGUAGAAAUCCUCCUUUAGUGACACCUGCUGGCUUUAUUUUCGAUGUAUUGCUUAUUUGCUUUGUAAAGCUACAAAUCAAAUACCUGAAUUGCACUAUG
This is a messenger RNA of Carcharodon carcharias (great white shark), 6273 nucleotides long. RefSeq names its product fms related receptor tyrosine kinase 1 (gene flt1). Gene Ontology annotation, biological process: protein phosphorylation; positive regulation of kinase activity; vascular endothelial growth factor receptor signaling pathway. NCBI's taxonomy places the organism in Eukaryota, Metazoa, Chordata, Chondrichthyes, Lamniformes, Lamnidae. Gene Ontology annotation, cellular component: plasma membrane; signaling receptor complex. The record is from RefSeq and is a predicted model, not a curated record. Bases 447 to 4463 code for a protein of 1338 amino acids. Gene Ontology annotation, molecular function: vascular endothelial growth factor receptor activity; ATP binding. The transcript has 30 exons.